Molecule: messenger RNA, 2594 nt
Organism: Botrytis cinerea B05.10
Lineage: Eukaryota; Fungi; Ascomycota; Leotiomycetes; Helotiales; Sclerotiniaceae
Exons: 3
Coding region: 34-978 (314 amino acids)
Biological process (GO): protein modification process
Cellular component (GO): P-body
Molecular function (GO): hydrolase activity
Source: RefSeq, a predicted model, not a curated record
GAUACAGCAACUUUUCAGACAACCACAUUCAAGAUGCAUAUUCUCGUAGUAAAUGAUGAUGGACCUCCCUCCAACAAAUCCUCUCCCUACGUCCACUCGCUCGUCCAGACUCUGCAAGCUGCCGGUCACAUAGUCUCAGUCGUCCUUCCCCAUACCCAACGCUCAUGGAUAGGCAAAGCGCACAUGGUCGGUCAAACCGUCAAACCCACGUAUUUCAGACCCGGCACCCUUCACGAAGAUGACGGUACAACACAUGCUCGUCCCUCCAGCGAUAAUAUAGAGGAAUGGGUAUUAGUAGAUGGCACACCUGCAUCAUGCGUACAAAUUGGUCUUUAUCAUUAUUUUAAAGAUAGAGGACCAGUGGAUCUGGUUGUUAGUGGACCAAACUAUGGAAGGAAUAGUACGGCGGUUUUCAGUUUGAGCAGUGGGACUAUUGGAGGGGCGAUGGAGGCGGCAGUUUGCAAGAGAAAGGCCAUUGCAUUGAGUUUUGCAUUUUUCACGAGAAACCAUGAUCCAGAAAUUAUUGGAGGCGCGAGUAGAAUUGGAGUGAAGAUUAUCGAGUAUUUGUACAACAAUUGGGGUGAGGGUGUGGAUUUGUAUACAGUUAAUGUUCCGUUGGUAGAGGGAGUGGAGAAGAACAAGAUUUUGUGGACGAAUAUGCUGCAGAACUACUGGGGAGAAGGAAGCUGUUUUGAGGAAGUAGAAGGAAAAGACGAUGAUGCCGAUGAGGAAGAAGAGAAGAUUAGAGAAAAGGAAGGGCAGCAAGGGGAGGGAGAUGGAGAGGGCAAGAAGGCUGUCGGACACACACAUAAACAUUUCAAAUGGGCACCAAGGUUCACAGAUGUCUAUAAGAGUGUAGAGGAAGCUGAACCUGGUAAUGAUGGCUGGGCUGUUAAGGAAGGUUACACAAGUGUCACUCCAUUAAAGGCAAAUUUCAUGCAUGCUACUGCAGCGACACAAGGAGAGUUGAAGUUGUGAGUUAUUAAUGGUAUAUCAAUAGAGCAGUAGAUAUUGUUAGACCAAUACAAGUUCCUUCCCACCCAUUUUAAACACACCAACCUAAUCGAGCACCUCUGACCAAUCCUUUCGCCAGACCAUCUUCGGAUCCAAUGCCAUCAAUAUCAGAUCUCUCCCUUCAAGAGCCCAAGUCAAAGAGUCCUCAUUUCUACGCCUAUAUCGACUACGAAGAUUCCUAUGUCCAACCACUAAUUCUUUCGGCUCUAAAACAGCUUCCUCAAGCUUCGUAUACACUUCUCUCUUCUCCAUCCGACCUUCCAACUCCAGAAUCACCAUACCUUCACAUCUCAUCAUAUGAAACAAUCCCUUUUGAUGAAAUAACAUCAAAACCUACAACCUCCCUCACGAAUGCCUACGUUAUCCGCAAAGCCCUCAUUCGUAAACACUAUUUGAGUGAAACAUCCCAUAUAUGGUGUGUUAAGAACCCUGAAUCUAUUCUCAAAACAAACAUCAAGCGCGCAGAGCAUUUUGAGGUCGAUUACGCCGAGUUCUUAGAUGAUGCUGUGGUAGAAUGCUGGGACUUGAAAGAAAGUUUUGCACGAAACGAAAAAGUUGACGAAGAAGGAGGUAACGCCUCAGAUAGAGAAUGGUGGAUAUUGAAACCGGGAAUGAGUGAUAGAGGACAGGGUAUUAGGUUAUUUUCCUCUUACGAAGAACUCCUUGCCAUCUUCGAAGGGUGGGAAGAGGAUGCACCUGAUUCCGACGAAGAAGACGAAGAAGACGAAGAAGACGAAGAAGUUGAAAGUCAUGACAAUGAAGAGAAAGAUUAUAUCCAAACAUCCCAUCUUCGUCAUUUCCUCGCACAGCCAUACAUCCAUCCACCACUUCUCCUCGCCCCAGAUGCUGAUACAACAGCGCCUAAAAACACUAAGUUCCAUAUCAGAACAUAUGUUCUCGCUUCUGGAGCCCUGGAUAUUUACGUUUAUAAAUCCAUGUUAGCCCUCUUCGCUAGCUCAGCAUAUAUUCCUCCUUGGUCUUCAUCCUCUUCCUCCUCGGGCGAAAUAGAUCUCAAUCCGCAUCUCACAAAUACAUGUAUACAAACCUCGGACUCGAAGAAAAAUGCAGUGCAUCUCCUUUCUUCUCUCCCCUUCCCCGCCGCUCUACAUGAGAAAAUUCAAACCCAAAUCUCUAAAUUGACAGCAGAGAUCUUUGUGGCCGCCGCUAAGGAAAUGAGUAUUCAUUUCCAACCAUUGCCAAAUGCGUUUGAAGCGUUUGGACUUGAUUUUUUGGUGGACGCGGAUGGAGAGGUCUGGUUAUUGGAGGUUAAUGCGUUUCCAGAUUUUGGACAGAGUGGGGAGGAGUGUAAGGCGGUUGUGGAGGGAUUUUGGAAGGAGGUUGUCGGGAAGAGUGUUGGUGGGUUUUUUGGAGUAAACUCAGAGGGUGAUGAGAAGGAGGGAGAAGGACAGUUGGUGAGAGUUGGAGGUGUGGAUUUGGGAAGGAGGUAGGUUAAUGGAUGAGAUGAAGUGGGCACGGAAAAGUAUUUUGAAGAUUAUCUACUGUAUUACAUAUUGGCUAGCUAGUGGUAUGAUGAUGUAAAUCUGUUUAUGCUAAGCUACAUUAUCCUACUUUGAAAUACA